AAUUAUUCACUUAAGAGAUUGAAUAUUUUAUCUUUUUUUAUGCUGAAAAAGGCGCUUAUUUAUGACUUAUGAGAGUACUCGGCAAACGACAAAGUUGGUAGACUCUGGACUCUGGCCACAUCCUCCCAAUGUAUAUAUCCUACCCCCUCAAACCCCAACUCAAACCUCCGACACCCCCAUCUCAGAUUUUCUCUGUUCUUUCUUUUUUCAUUUCCAGUAAAACCCAAAUAGAUAAACAUCUCUCUCUCUCUCUCUCUCUCUCUCUCUCUCUUUCUCUCUCUCUCUCUUUGUAUAUAUCAUUGUUUGUCACUCUUUCUGUGUGUUUGGAACUGAGGCAACACUAGAGAGAAAUUAAAGAGGUUUGUUUCUUGUUGUUGGUUCAAGAUGGAGGGAGGGAUACAUGCCGGCACAGAUACCUCUGCUUUUAGGGAUUGCUUCUCUCUGGCUUGGAAGAAUCCUUAUGUUCUUCGCCUUGCUUUCUCUGCUGGCAUUGGUGGCCUUCUCUUCGGCUAUGACACAGGAGUGAUUUCUGGUGCCCUUCUUUACAUUAGAGAUGACUUUAAGUCCGUGGACAGGAAAACUGUACUCCAGGAGAGCAUCGUGAGCAUGGCAGUUGCCGGAGCAAUCAUAGGAGCAGCAAUUGGUGGAUGGUUAAAUGAUCGGUAUGGAAGAAGAAAGGCAAUCCUCGUUGCAGAUUUCCUAUUCUUCAUUGGAGCUGUAAUCAUGGCUGCUUCUCCUGGCCCAGCUCUUCUCAUCGUUGGUCGAGUUUUCGUUGGACUAGGUGUUGGAAUGGCAUCAAUGACAUCUCCUCUCUACAUUUCAGAGGCUUCUCCUGCAAAAAUCAGAGGUGCCCUUGUUAGUACUAAUGGAUUUCUCAUCACUGGUGGCCAGUUUCUUUCAUAUCUCAUCAACUUGGCCUUUACAGAGGCACCUGGGACAUGGCGGUGGAUGCUUGGUGUUGCAGGACUUCCAGCUUUUCUUCAGUUCAUUCUUAUGCUAAUGCUCCCAGAAUCACCCCGUUGGCUAUAUCGAAAGGGAAGGGAAGAAGAAGCCAAAGCCAUACUGAGUAAAAUAUACCCAGCUGAUGAAAUCGAAUCAGAAAUCCGAGACCUUAAGGCCUCCGUUGACAAAGAAAUUGAGGAAGAAGGAAAUUCUGAGAAGAUUAACAUUAUCAAACUAUGUAAAACCAGAACUGUGAGGAGAGGACUAACUGCUGGUGUUGGCCUUCAGGUUUUCCAGCAGUUUGUGGGAAUUAAUACAGUUAUGUAUUAUAGUCCCACCAUAGUUCAGUUGGCUGGUUUUGCGUCUAACCGAACUGCUCUGCUGCUUUCACUUGUCACUGCUGGUCUCAAUGCAUUCGGUUCUGUUGUGAGCAUAUAUUUCAUUGACAGGACCGGAAGGAAGAAGCUUCUCAUUGCCAGUUUGGUUGGUGUGAUACUUUCACUUGGUCUUUUAUCAGGAAUUUUCCAUGAGUCUACAACUCACUCACCGAUGGUUAAAGCUGCUGAAGCUCGCUAUGGAAAUUAUACCUGCCCUGAUUACAGUUUGGAAACAAAUACUGCUUCUUGGGAUUGUAUGAAGUGCUUGAAGGCCACACAUCCGGAAUGUGGGUUUUGUGCUGCAGCUUCUGAUAAGCUACUGCCUGGAGUAUGUUUGGUCUCAAAUGACACUGUGAAGGAUCUUUGUCAUGGAGACCACAGGGAAUGGUACACCAGGGGAUGUCCUAGCAAAUAUGGAUGGGUUGCACUAAUUGGCUUGGCACUCUACAUCAUAUUCUUCUCUCCUGGAAUGGGUACUGUCCCAUGGAUUGUCAACUCUGAGAUCUACCCUUUAAGGUUUAGAGGGGUUUGUGGAGGAAUAGCUGCCACAGCAAACUGGAUCUCAAACCUUAUAGUUGCCCAGUCUUUCCUAUCCUUGACGCAGACCAUAGGGACUUCUUGGACAUUCCUAAUGUUUGGGGUUAUAUCAAUAAUAGCUUUGAUCUUUGUCCUGGUGUAUGUGCCUGAAACAAAGGGGCUACCAAUAGAGGAGGUUGAGAAGAUGCUGGAACUCAGAUCUCUGCACUACAAGUUCUGGGAGAAGACGUCUGAACCAUAUGAGAAAAAACCAGAAGUCUGAUUAGUAGUAGGACUUCAUGUGCUAAAUUUAGGGAACGUCAGAAAUUUAAGAAGGGGUUUCCUAAUAGUAUAUAACUAAUUUAAACUUAAGACAUGUAUUGCGCCUUCUUCACUGAUGGAAUAUACAUUUUCAUCCUAAA
Messenger RNA from Hevea brasiliensis (rubber tree), 2257 nucleotides. Its product is annotated as probable inositol transporter 2. Gene Ontology annotation, molecular function: myo-inositol:proton symporter activity. Gene Ontology annotation, cellular component: membrane. The record is from RefSeq and is a predicted model, not a curated record. Gene Ontology annotation, biological process: transmembrane transport. The coding region runs from base 385 to 2118 and encodes 577 amino acids. The transcript has 6 exons. NCBI's taxonomy places the organism in Eukaryota, Viridiplantae, Streptophyta, Magnoliopsida, Malpighiales, Euphorbiaceae.